Messenger RNA from Xyrauchen texanus (razorback sucker), 4967 nucleotides. It is a transcript of the gene cfap45, whose product is annotated as cilia and flagella associated protein 45. The transcript has 12 exons. The record is from RefSeq and is a predicted model, not a curated record. Bases 171 to 1811 code for a protein of 546 amino acids. Lineage: Eukaryota; Metazoa; Chordata; Actinopteri; Cypriniformes; Catostomidae.
UGUUUGACGGGUAUAUUGCACGUCACCGGGGUUAACACUAAUGUUAUCAAUUUCUAGAUUUUUAGCGGUGUUUUACAGAUAUUUUAUUUUCACUUUAUCGUGGCUCUGUGCGCUUCCGCGUCUAGAGUUACUGAGUCCGUCCUAUAAACAUAAAUUUAAGCUCCAGAGAAAUGUCUCUAAGCGCAACAUCCUCAUCUGCAAAGCUGUCGGGUGGCAGCGCUUUUUCUCGCCGCUAUCGCACGCGAGCCCUUACCUCUCAUGUGGAUGAGACCCUCUUCGGGACCCCCAAACAAGUAGCUCAUUUGGCUGUUGAUAAAGAUGAUCCUGAAGGUGGCAGCGCAAGGUCAAGGUCAUGCUCCGCUCCUGCCUUCAAAGAGCCAAAAUCAGAGACACUACGCAUCAUCACUAAAGACCUAAUCAGGGACCUCAGAAUCCCUAGAAUGGACCCAUCAGGUCAGUCUGUCAUCCUCUCCUCCGUUGACUUCAAGCGAAUCUUGGCGGAGUCUCGUGUACCUAGCGAAGAGGAAAAAGCGGCUGUGCUGGAGGCUCAGCGCAAAGCCCGUGAGGAAGCCAUUGAUUCUGCUGAGCAGAGAAAGGCACAGAUGCGCCAGGCUGACUUGUCUCGCCAAAAGAACCAGAAACUAAGUGAUCUAGAGGCAGAAGCGAGGGACCGUGCUCAGUACCUGCUGGAACGGGCUAACACCCUGAGAAUGGAACAAGAGGAUGAAGUUAAGAAUCUCAAUGAGUUGAUCCAGGAAGUGCAGUGCCAUGUGGUGCGGGAUACUCAGAUUCAGGAGAAGCAGCAGAAUCAUGCAGAGUUGCUGGAGGAGGAAAAGAGACUGGAUGCCAUGAUGGAGGUGGAACGGCGCCGGGCCUUGGAAGCCCAGGAGCAAAUUGAACAGCUUCACAAACAGCAGAAGAUUCAGGGAAAAAUGUGCAUCCUGGACCAGAUCCAGACACGUCUGGAGGAGAAAAUGCUACAGUAUGAGGUUAAGGAGCAGGAAAGUCAACAAAUGUUGGAGAACAUGGAAAGGAUGCAGAUGGAGGAGCUUAAGGCCAUUGAAAGGAAGAAAGAGGAGCAGAAGAUGUUGCUGCAGGAGAUUCAGAAGAUAAAUGAAGAGAAUCUGCUUGCUAGGGAGAAAAGAAAGGAGGAGGAGAGAUUAGCAGAUUUACGUGCUGUAGAAUAUACACGCAAGAAAUUGGAGCGAGAGGCAGAGUACGAAGUGGAGCAGAUUCGAAUAAAGAAAGAGAAAGAGAAAGAGGUGGCAAGACUGAGAGCUCUUCAGGAAAGGGACAGAGACCACAAGGCUGAGCAGGAUGAGAUCAGAGCACGGAGGAACCAGGAAGCAGCUGCGAGGGAAUGGAGAAGAAAAGAGAAAGAGGAGGUAAAGAAAAAGUUGGAGGAGGAAGAGAGGCUGAAGGCUGCUCGUUUGGAGCAAGUGACUCAUAAGGAACACAUGCUGUCCAUUGAGGCUGGCCGGGAGAGAGCAGAGUUUGACAGAGUCCUGAGGGCACAGCAGGAGCUAAUUAAGAAAGAGCAAGAAAAAGAGGAGCAGCGCUAUCAGCAAAUACACAGGCAUGCUGAGGCCGUGAGGCAGCAGGUACGGGAGAGAGAGGUGCAGGCCAUUGCCCAGCGGCGAGAGCUAUUCCGCGAGGGAGAGCAGCUGGAAGAGGAGGCGCGCAAUCGUAGAGCCCGACUGGAUGAGAUUAAAGAAAAGAAGCUGAGGGAACUAAAGGCAGCUGGGCUUUCAGAGAAGUACUGCAAGGAAGUGGAGCGCAAGGUCGGAGCCCUCCCUCCUCUGUUGCACUGAGUAGCAACCGAAGUGGAGAAUAUUCCCCUGAAAGUUCACCAAAUAAAAACCAAAUGACAAAUAAGAUAACAAGAACAUGACAAGUUUUGGUUGUCAUGUUUGUGUUUUAUUAAUUUAGUUAAAUGUUUGCAUAAUGUGAUGGAUGAUAGUUUGACCAGUUUUGCCCCUUAGGGAUUUGUGGAAGAGAUUGCAUCAUCACACAUGACUAAGUUAUUAUAAAUUAGUCAUAAGAUGCAAAAAAUACAUAUUGACACAAGAAUGGUUUCCUGUACGUAGUUGGCUUUCAUACUUCAGUUGCUGACUCUGCAGGACUUUUAAAUGGAUGCUAAAAAGCAGAUGUUGCGUAAAUGAGCGGUGUACAUUAUAAACAAAGAGGGUUCUUUGAUGGGCUUGUUUGAGUAUUUCUGUAACUGCUGAUCUCCUGGGAUUUUCAUGCACAACUGUCUCUAGAGUUUACUCCGAAUGGUGCCAUAAACAAAAAACAUCAAGUGAGCGGCGGUUUUGUGGAUGGAAAUGCCUUGUUGACGAGAGAGGUCAACAGAGAAUGGCCAGUACCGGUGUAUAUAUAAACCUUUGGAUUUACCCUCGAUAUCUCCUUAAAUUGUUCAUCUUUUUAUUCAGACAAAAACUACAUUUCACAAAUGAUACAUUUUCUGCAAAACCUCCCCCGUGCAAUUAUGGAUCUGACCUGCACAACAGGAAGGACACAUUUUAAACCAUUCCUCUUUAUGAAACUGUUUACUUUGAGCAAUGUUUUUGGAUUGUCUUGUGUAUCGCUCUCUUGAGGUCAAGUCAAAGCAUAUCAUUCGGGUUGAGUUUAGGACCCUGACUGGGCCACUUCAGAAGGCAUAUUUUUUUCUGUUGAAGUCAUUGUGGUGUUGAUUUUCUCCUGCACUUUGGGUCAAAUUCCUUUCACAUCACCCAAUUUCUUUUGGCAGACAAAUAGUUUACACGCUCUUGCAAAAUAACAUUUAUAUACUUUUUUCUUUUCUUUUCUUUUUUUUUUUAAGAUACCAAGCUGUCCGGGCCCUGAGUGGGGCAACAAAGUAGCCCCGAACCACGAUGUGCCCUCUACUAACCUGUUGGAAUUAGGUUUUGAUGUUGGUUUGCAGUGCAGUGUCUACAGAAUAGUUUGCCAAUAGCAUUGUGGCCCAUCCAGGUGCUCUUUUGCUCUUUAUUUUUUUAGAACAGCAGUGGCUUGCAAGAACCAUUACAUUUGCACAACAGAGUCCAGUAAACUGGACAAAUGUUUCCUGUUUUUCUCAUCUUUUUUUCAUAUUUCUCAAAAAUAUUUAUUUAAAUCGUUAAUAUUUGGUUUCAGUUGAUUUCUGACUUAUUUAUUUAGUUUGACACCAAUUCAAAGAAGAAUCCUAUUCAAUUCAGAUCCUACUUGGCCAGAUCAUCAUUUUAGAGGUCUUACUCUAGUUUGGAUUACUGGCAUAGCUAUAGGUGAGUCUGGGUCACCUAUUGUGUGUUAAGGCCCAUGCCAAACAGUGUUGCCAUGUCUACUUAUAAGAAACUUUGGGCUGUUAAAUACGGGAUGUUGCUGCUGGUUUGGGCAGCUCCAUAUGUAAAAAACAAAACAAAAACAUGAUUACUGUUGCAGUAGACAAACUUUAGUAAGCUAAAUAUCUUUACAUUUAGCCUACAAAAAAUCUAGAUACUGUUGUUGCAAAGUUGUGUAUCUUUUAACAGUUAUGUUUGGCAUGUCCAAUAAAAUUGUGUGGUACCUCAGCCAUCAGGCUGUAGAUAAAUGUGAUGUUCUCUGUUCUUGCAAAAUCAUGGAAACUGCGUGUGGAACCAUCAAAGUUAAAUCAGAAUACCCCACAAAUUCCCUGGAUGCCAGUACUGCCAGUUCAGCAGCCACCACAGCCCUCAAACAGUGUGGUAGACCUGCUGCUACUGCAUCAAGUUUGGUUGAAAAAUAUGCCACCGGUCGCAGUCUGUAUCCAUGAGUCUGCAAAAGAACAUUUUUCUCAUUUGACCAUCUGAACAAAUGGUUUGUUUACAUCUAGCAGGCCCAAAGUGGGAGUCAGAGCCAUUUGCACUUUAAUGUUAGCAAAUGCCUCUUCGGCUUUGUCCAAACAAGCUUGUCACAUGACUUCAGCCUUUCCCUGUCAUCAGGGCUCGCAAAGGCUGUUCAAGAAUGGCAUAAUUAGGAAUAAAUGUACGACAAUAAGCACACAUUCCUAAAAAUGACAAUAAUUGUUUUUUUAAUUGUUUUGGCACAUCUUUUAUGGCCUGUACACGUUUGUCACAGAUGGAUUUACUGUCUCAUCAACCAUCUGAACUUCAAUCUCAAAAUCACAUUUUGAUACAAAUGCUCCUACACUUAUUUUAGCCCAAUUUGUUGCUUUAAUGCAUUUUCUCACAAAGGGGCCCAAAUCUGCUCACAGCUGCUCUUUGGCCUUGGCCAAAGAUAAGUGCGGCACAGCUCUCCUGCUAUCAAAUAGAACUGCAUUUGUUUUUUCUGUCAGGCAAGCUGAGAGCGCACACUCAUUUUCUGUCCAGAAAAUCUUAUCAAAUUUCACACUCUCAUUUCUGCCCCGUUAAACCACCCCUCCUCAUAUUGUGGUUCCCGUUCAAUUACUACAUGUGACGUGCAAUGCAAUUGGUCAGGUCAUAUUUUCUGUGUUAAAUGACAUUGUUCGAUCUUUUGCCAAUUUCAAGAUAAUUUUUGCCCAAUCAUCAUUUUUCACACGCCAUUCAUAUGCCCACUGUGGUUCAAAUUUAGAACAACAUAUUUGUGGUUCUUCCUCAAUGCUAAUUCAAAGGAAGUAAGGGUCAAAUUCAAUUCACACAUUAAAUCUCUGGCCAUUAAAGGUGAACACAGAAACGCAUGUUUAAAUGUUCUCCCCUUCUCCGUCUCACACUCCAAGGGCACUGUGAAUUUUUUUUUUUCAGAAACCAAAUGGCCCUAGGCCAAAGUGCUCUUUAGGCCAAACCUGUCAAUUUUGGGACACAUGGCAAGUCACAUGGUCGUAUAGUAAAAUGGCCAGCCCCAGAAUCUACCAAACAAAAAAAAACAAAAAAAUCUACUAAUGUCCCAUCAACUAACAUUUGAUAUCUAGGCAUUUGUAAAAACCCUGAACUUUUGUACAUUCUCAAACAUUCAUCCGAAACAUUAUCAAAUAAAAUUCAUCAGUCACACUGAAA